Molecule: messenger RNA, 825 nt
Organism: Colletotrichum gloeosporioides
Lineage: Eukaryota; Fungi; Ascomycota; Sordariomycetes; Glomerellales; Glomerellaceae
Exons: 3
Coding region: 1-825 (274 amino acids)
Source: RefSeq, a predicted model, not a curated record
AUGGCACCACUCACGCCCCAUUGGACCCAGCCGUCCCACCCGGACAUCCAGGAUGUUAUCAAGGCGAGCGAGACUGAAUUUCUCACCAAGAGCUUCUCCAAGGUGGCUCUGCCGCCUUUCGCAGUCUAUGCAAAGAUGUCUUUCCCACCUUGCAACUUGGCAGAUGAGCCAACAUACGCGACCGUCCAGUGCGGCAAGGAUAAACACCUCAACCUCAACAGUGACCUGCUGUACAUCAACCACUCCUGCGAACCGUCUCUAGUCAGUCAUCUUCCUGGGCCCUCGCCAGGUCCCCAGAACCGCGAGCACGGACAGGCAGGGUCAUCCUGGGAAUAUAUCUUCGACACGGGCAACUUUAACGUUCUGGCUGGCCCGAAAGGACUCCAGCCAGGCGACGAACUGACUUUCUUCUACCCCUCUACGGAGUGGCACAUGGCCCAGCCCUUCGACUGCUUCUGCGGCACCCCGUCUUGCCGCGGCCGCAUCGCCGGCGCACGCGACAUGCCCCGCGCCCAGCUCGAAGGCCUCUGGCUGAACGGCCACAUCCGCGAGCUCCUCGACGAGCGCGACUCUGGUCGCUCUGGAAAUGACGACCCGACCGCCCAAGCGCUGAGAGACGCGCUCAAGGCCGCUGAGCGCGUUGUCGAGGCAGCCCGCUCCGCUCUGAGGACCUACACCGAGUCAUCCUCCGCCGGUGGCAACAACGCCCCGCAGCAGGCGCAGGCGAUCAAGAACGGCGUCAACGGAUCCAAGACCAAUGGCAGCAGGAACGGGGCGAGUGCCCGAGAGCUGGGCGGCGAGUUGGGUGGUGACACGACUGCGUAG